Sebastes umbrosus (honeycomb rockfish) is the source of this 2006-nucleotide messenger RNA. It is a transcript of the gene rad9b, whose product is annotated as RAD9 checkpoint clamp component B. Lineage: Eukaryota; Metazoa; Chordata; Actinopteri; Perciformes; Sebastidae. Gene Ontology annotation, biological process: DNA replication checkpoint signaling; mitotic intra-S DNA damage checkpoint signaling; cellular response to ionizing radiation. The coding region runs from base 550 to 1692 and encodes 380 amino acids. The record is from RefSeq and is a predicted model, not a curated record. The transcript has 11 exons. Gene Ontology annotation, cellular component: checkpoint clamp complex.
AGUUACCUUAUAGUGAGUCUUUAUGUUCAUCUUUCCAUCAACACCAGUUGUGUUAUUGUACACAUUGUGUCGUCCCCAGACCUACACGUUACCAGCACCACGCUGUUCUGUUAGUUCAAUGUCUAGUUGGAGUUAAGUCAUAAAGUCUACUUGUAUUCUUCAUCAUGCUAUUAUCCAAACACCUGACAUUAUGAUUAUUAUUAUGACUAUUUAAUCAUUCCUCUUAUUAGUGUAGAUAUGAAACAUCCGUCAAGGCCUUCAGGCUGCUACUCAUUUACUAUGAAAUCAUCCAUUUAGCUGUGGAGGACCCAGUUCAGCCCUUAUAUACCACUCACCAUACCCUUUCUCUUAAUACAUCCAUGUUAUAUCAGCACCACUCCAUUUCUUUUCAAGCUAAACUAGUUAGCAUGUAGCGAGCGAACAGUUCUACUGCUUCCUGUUAGCAUCAUCACGUUAGCAUCAUCACGGCUUCAUCAGUUCCCGCGCUGUGUGGCCUUGGUGUCUGGUGGUGAGCUGGUGGUGAGCUGGUGCCUGUAGAGGUCAGUAGAGAUGAACUGUGUUGUGGAGGGCAGCGCUGUGAAAGUAUUUGGAAAGGCUCUCCAGGCCCUGUCCCGGGUUGGAGAGGAGCUCUGGUUGGACCCCAUGGUCAGAGGGCUGGCACUGAGAUCAGUGAAUUCUGCUCAUUCUGCGUACGCCUGCUUCCUCUUCUCACCGCUCUUCUUCCAGCAGUACAGCCUGGCAUCGCUAUCAGAGCAGGGCAGUGAAACCAUCAGAUGCAAACUGGUCAUGAAGUCUGUUCUGCCUCUUUUCCGAUGUCUGGCCUCCAUUGAGCGUAAUGUGGAACGAUGUCGGAUAUCAAUCAGCACUCCCAGUGACCGAGUGAUGAUCCAGUUUUUCUGCAGGCAUGGCAUCACUAAGACCCACAACCUGUGUUACCAGGACAGUGAGGCUCUGCAAGCAGUGUUCGCCUCACACCUCUGUCCCAACGUGCUGAAAGCUCCUGCCAGACUUCUUGGUGAUAUGGUGAUGCAUUUCCCCGUGUCCCAGGAGGAAAUCACUCUGUCCAUGACUCCUCUGAGAGUCAGUCUGAGGAACUACUGUGAGGGGGGAAAUGAUCACAUAAAGAUGAUGUAUACUGAGAUGUCCCUACACCCAGACGAGUUUGACUACUUUCAGAUCGGAGUGGAGUCGGACAUCACCUUCUGCCUGAAGGAGUUGAGGGGUUUCCUGUCCUUUGCAGAGUCACAUUGCCUUCCAGUGUCUGUCCACUUCGGUGCUGCAGGAAAGCCUGUGUGCUUCUCUGUGGAGGACGUGGUUCUGGAGGCUACUGUGGUGCUGGCGACUCUGAUGGAAUCUGAAAGCAGGGCCCCCUCUCAGCCUACUACCCCCCCCAGGUGUGCAGAUACUGCUCUUCUACCUGUGGGUUGGUGUGAAACAGACGGAAGUAAGGCUCAGGAUGUCCCUGCUGUGAUGGAGCUGAUAGCAUCCAGCCAGGGCAGCCCUAUAGACAACCCAGCUGCUCUGAUGCUGCCUCAGACUGGUGUCACUGAUGAGGUCAGCGCCACCACCACUCCUGCUUCCUCCACGAUCUGCUCCCUCCUCUUCAGGGCCUUGUCCUCAGAGCAGGACACUGAUGGAUGUGCUGCCACGCUGCCUGUUCUGGCGUGUUACAGUGACGGAGAGGACGAUUAAACACUGUGAGAACACACUACAGGUUAGGGUGACUUGUUGUGAUGCUGUCAACAGGAGGCCACAGCAUUCAAUUGGAGUCAGAAUGAUACCAUCCAACUUUCAGUUUUUAUGCAUGUUGUUAUGGCUCAAACGUUGCUUUGCUUGUUUCAGUUGUUUUCAAGGUGUUAAGCUUCCCCACAUUGUUCAGGGGGAAAUUCAAGAGAAUGUAUUUAUAAUAAUUAUUUAUCAAAGAACACAUCAAGUUAUUUAUUUUGUCAGUUUCAGUGUGUAUAUAUAUUAUAUAAAUAUAUGUAUAUAAAUAUAUUUGAACUAGC